GACCUCUACAACGGCAUCGAGCUCGACGACAGCAGCUUCAUGUUCACCCUGGAGGCCGAUGAUGUAGCUGUGCAAACGCCGGCUGCAUGGAGGGCCAGGCCUUUGAAGAUCCACCCGGAGCCUCCACCAGCCAACCAAAGAAAGGAGCCUGGGUCAGGCACCCCAACUCGGAGUGGUGCCGCGACGGUCGAUGCCAGUACAGGCAACAACACGCCUACCGGAGGUCGCACUCCCCGACAGAAGGCGGCCACACCGCCAAAGGUGGAGACGCCGCCGCCCAAGGACUUGCCGCCACCGGCCAGGUUGGAGCCCUCGGCCCUGGAGGACUCUGAACCGUCCCCGGAUGAGGCGUUGAUUGAUCCAGGCAAAACAAGUGCCAAGAUCCACAUCAGCAACCGCCAGCUGGAGCACCUGAAGCAAAAGAUGCAGGUGCUCAAACAGCGGAGGACGUCCACACCGGCCGAGGACCGGGAAGACAAGGAGAAGGAGAAGGAUCCCAAGGAACCUGAAGGUAGCAAGGAGGCCGAGGAGCCCAAAGCGAAGGAGGAAGCUCCAAAGGAGUCCAAAGAGAAGCCCGAGCAGGUUGACACGGAUGCGGAGAUACCGAGUGUGUCCAGGAGGAUGGAGGGAAAGGUCCAUUCCAACUGCCCUGGAGCGCAUGGGCUCAGCUUCUUCCUGACUCCAGAGACCGGCUGGUGGUGUAGUGUCUGCGAGAAAGAGCACGUGAAGGGGUCUGGGUUCUAUGGCUGCCGUCAAUGUGACUACGACGAGUGUCAGCGCUGUGCUCUGACGCCGCAGCCGGCUUCCAAAGAGCCCAAGGCUGCCCCAGCGCCGGAGUCUGGCAAUAACUCCCAUGCUGCACACGGUGAUGUCAACAGCCGUGGCAAUAACAGCGCAAGCAAGACUCCGCCGCCUCCGCGGAAAGGAGCUGAAAAGAGGACUACGCCAGCUCCGUCUAAGAGCCCGUCCAAGAAAGGCUCCUCCAACGCAGCGUCCAAGGCUUCUUCCUCGUCCUCCUCGUCCAGCUCCGGCGAGUCCAGAUCAAAGUCUUCCUCAAAUUCUUCCCCACCCCGGAAGAAGGCCAAGGAUGCGAAGAAGGACAAGCCGGAAGCCAAAAAGAAGGAGGCGGUGCGUAGUACGCCGCAGCCUCAUUGGCUUUGUUUCCUUCGAGCUGUCAGUCAGCAGGCCAACUCGAAGGAGAAGGAAAAGGAGAAGGACAAGGAGAAGAAAGAGGAGAAGGAGAAGAAAGAGGCCAAGAAGGCCGACCAGAAGAAAAAUCAGGUUCGGAUGGUUCGGGUUCAAGCUGUGAAAUCAAGUUCUCAGACCCAGCGAAAGGCCAAGCGCAAGGCCACGGCAACGGCCUCGGCAGCCUGCAUGCGGCGUGCACAUCUCUUCACAGGGCCUUCGAGCUCUACAAGUCAUGUGUACAUGCCCAGGCGAAGGUGA
Molecule: messenger RNA, 1446 nt
Organism: Symbiodinium pilosum
Lineage: Eukaryota; Dinophyceae; Suessiales; Symbiodiniaceae
Source: the annotation of a GenBank genome assembly